CCCACGCCUCGCCCUUUCCAGCCUCGAAUCUCGACCAAAAACACCACGGCAUACGGAAAAAUAGUGUUGCAAUGCUCACUACCCAAAGUUUUGCCGAAUUACGCCUACUCUCCGUCCGCACGGCUUCGACUUCGUCUGGCUCGCAACGGCGUUUACGAUCGUUUCCUGCAAGCCCAUCGAAAUGGGGCAGACGCUACAAUUCUGGUCAGGGUUCAAAACCGGAAGCAGAAGAACCUCAUGAAGAUAGGUCACCGAGAGGAGAAGCAGGAGAGGCUGAGCAGCCGUCAAACCUGACAGGCCAGGAAAGGCGUGCGGGGAUGGAAAGUGAGACUGCCGGCGGGCACUUGUCUGUAGACACGAAAGAACCUUCACCAAGAGCUACCACAUUCGCUACAUCCGAGGCCCAACCGGCGCACCAGAGUAAGGCGUUCAACGAAAUCCUCAAAACCCUCUAUCAGGAAGGCAGCAAACAGCCAUCCAAUCCUUCCCCUUCCUCGACCUCCCGAACAGAGUCCAUAAUUUCCAAGCUCAGAAUCAACCUCUCCUCCGCUCCUCGUCCUCGCGAAUUUCGUGGCACCCGCUCCCGUUCACAUCGCUCAGCGGGAAUGAGCCCUCACGAGUCUAGCAAGUUCACCGAGGCAAUCAUGAGUAUCCUGGAUACUUUCCCCAAGGGUACUGAAGGGGCUGGUGGUGGUGGUGGAGUUGGUGGUAGCAGGGGCGGGGACGAUGCGUUCAGCGCAACUCAUUCUGGAGGUUCUGGUUUCGGAUUAGGCAAGGAUCGAUCACGGGGAACAGGGUUUAGUCCCUUCAGAUCUGGAGCUGGGCAAGACUCCCUCCGCAACGUUGUCGGUUUUAGCGGCAGGUCGCAGUCAGAAGACGAGCUGAUAGAGGAGUAUGAGAUCUUGGCGGAGCAGAUCAAUGUGAUCCAGACCGAUGUGGAGCUAGUGGAAUGGGCCAAGGAGCAUGUCUUCAAAGCGCAGGCUGUGCCAGAGCCCCAAAUUGCCUCAGAAAGCUCGAAAUCACUGGGCGAAGCCACAGGCGAGAUUGAAGCUACUGCUUCCGACACACAUGACCUACCACCUCUCCUCCAAUUCUCCCCCGUGUAUCCCAAGAUCCUCGCUCGGACGCUCGAAGUUCUUCGGAAGAAUUUCAACUCCCCACACCUUCUCCUCGCUCUCUUCCACCACGCCCAGACCUCUUCCCUCGAGUCAUACCUCUCUGGAUGCGGAACUGCGGCCUAUAAUCAAGUCUUGCUGUGCAGAUGGGAAAGUUUCAGGGACUUGGAAGGAGUGACGAGAGGAGUCAGAGAGAUGGGGAUGAUGGGUGUCAAGUGGGACCGAGAAACCAACAGGCUUGUUGGGCGUGUGGUUGAUGAAGUCGGUAGAGAAAUGCUGGAAGAGGGGCAGGGGAGCAGGUGGGGCAAGAAGGAGGAUGUGUUGAUCAUGUUGCAACAGUUAGAAGAAAGAGUAGAGAAAGAUAUCCUGGACGAAGAGAAAAGGAGGGAUUACGAGUUGAAGAUGAAGAGGAGGGACAGGGAAAGGAAAGAAGCUGAGGCCACGAGAGAGGCUACGAGGCAAGCGAGGGAGGAGGCGGAUGUAUGGGUAUAACAUUGUAUAAUGUAAUGACAUGCUCUAUUCCAUGACUGCGAUACAAGGUGUUGAAUACAAA
Cryptococcus amylolentus CBS 6039 is the source of this 1668-nucleotide messenger RNA. RefSeq lists its product as hypothetical. Gene Ontology annotation, cellular component: mitochondrion. Bases 72 to 1607 code for a protein of 511 amino acids. NCBI's taxonomy places the organism in Eukaryota, Fungi, Basidiomycota, Tremellomycetes, Tremellales, Cryptococcaceae. The transcript is spliced from 3 exons. The record is from RefSeq and is a predicted model, not a curated record.